CUGCGCAUGCGCUGUGCGACGGGUUUGAGUGGCAAGUUGUUUGUUCAGCGAGCCCAGCUGCUCUGCCCGGCUCCGCUCCGCAACUUCGGCACCAUCAUCCCCACCCCAGGAACCGGGUAGGGGGAGAAAGAGCCGGGUAGAAGGGAGAAAAGAGGGUAAAAAAUAAGAGGGGGGUGAAAAAAAUACCCUACCAAAAACAACAACCACCAACAAGGCAGCGACAAUAACAGCCCCCCCCCUCUCCUCCCCAUUCAAAAAACACAAGAUAAACCUCGGGGAUAGAUGAACUACAAAUGAGAAAGAGGAAAAGAUGGAACUGCACAUCUUAGAGCACAGGCUCAGAGUGGCCAGCAUAGCCAAGGAGAGCAUCCAGUUGUUUACCUAUGGAUUAAUCAAACUUGCUUUCCUGUCCUCCAAGACGAGGUGCAAGUUCUUCAGCCUCACGGAAACCCCUGAGGACUACACCAUCAUUGUGGAUGAAGAGGGCUUCCUAGAGCUUCCUUCCUCGGAGCACCUGAGCGUGGCUGAUGCCACAUGGCUUGCCCUCAAUGUGGUGUCUGGUGGAGGUGGCUUCUCUGGCUCCCAGCCCAUCGGCGUGACCAAAAUUGCCAAGUCAGUCAUUGCACCACUAGCUGACCAAAACAUCUCAGUGUUCAUGCUCUCCACCUAUCAGACAGACUUCAUCCUGGUACGUGAGCGAGACCUGCCCUUCGUCAUGCACACGUUGGCUGCGGAGUUCACCAUCCUCAGAGUAGUCAACGGGGAGACGGUGGCCGCCGAUGACCUUGGGAUAACAAAUGGAUUUGUCAAACCAAAAUUGGUUCAGAGGCCUGUCAUUCACCCCCUUUCCAGUCCGAGUAAUAUGUUCUGCGUCACCAGCCUGGACCCAGAUACCCUUCCCACUGUUGCUACACUCCUCAUGGAUGUCAUGUUUUACUCCAAUGGAGUAAAGGACUCGGUGGUGGGCAAUGAAGACUCGGGACACAUUCGCUUUUUCUCCUUUUCUCUCAUUGAGGGUUACAUCUCCCUGGUCAUGGAUGUCCAGACACAGCAGAGAUUUCCUAAUAAUUUGUUGUUUACAAGUGCAUCUGGUGAGCUCUGGAAGAUGGUGCGGAUUGGUGGGCAGCCCCUUGGCUUCGAUGAAUGUGGAAUUGUCGCUCAGAUUUCUGAGCCUUUGGCCGCGGCCGACAUCCCAGCCUACUACAUCAGUACUUUUAAGUUUGAUCACGCGUUGGUACCUGAAGAAAAUAUAAACGGUGUGGUCAAUGCACUCCAAGUCAGUCAAGCUGAAAAGCAUUAGAAAUCUUCUGAGCUGGUUCCAGAUGCUUUUUAUUAUUAUUAUAAUUAUUAUUAUUAUUCUUUUUUUUUUUUUCUCACAGUAUUUUCUUGAAAAAAAAAAAAGGAAAAAAAAAAAAUCUGAUUCCAGAGAGUGACGUGAAAAAGAGACUGUGGAAAGCUGAGCAGAAACAGCUGCGAAUAGCCUUUGUUUUAAUUAUUAUUAUUAUUAUUAUUAUUAUUGUUAUUUUAUUAAAUUUCUUUAUGAAUGAGGGGCAGGAGGAAGAGAGGUCAGGCUGUUUCCUGAGGCUCAGCUCGGGGUGAGAUGGAGCUGCCCGGGAGCUCAUGUUGUUCCCCAGCACGUGGCGUGGAUGGACGGAUGGACACGGAUGGAUGGAUGGAUGCGGGCGCUGCACCCUGAGCCCCACAGCACGGCCUGGUCUGGUGGGCUGCUGGCUGCCAGAGAGCCUUGAGCCCCUUAAAAUGAAAUGUGGAAUUAAAUAGAAAAGACGUCGCACGGUGCUGGCUUGUCUCCUCUCGUCAGGAUGUCUGAGGACUCUCCAUCAUUGCGUAUGUUGGGUUGGGAUGGGGUUGGGGUUCUGUUUCCCCUCUUAGGUGCUGGAGAAAGGGGCCCUGCAGAUCACACCACCUGGGUUUCUGUCUGCUUUGAGUCUGGCUUAGGUUUGUUUUCCAUCUCCCCACGCCCAGUAUCCUCCCCCCUGUGUUCCUGCUCCAGGACAGCUGCUGUCCCCUCACCAGGACCAGCAGGAGGAGAGAGAUUCCUUCUCUCCCAUCCCAAUUCUAGACAUUUGUGGGGCACAAAGUGUUGUCCAGUGUCCUCAUUGCUGCUCCUCUCCUACCCCACAGCCUGGGCCACCUCAGACAGAUUGUCCUCACCAGGGGCAGGAGGUCCCCAAACCCCGCUGGGCCCCUUCUGUGGCUUUUAUCAGUGGAAAUAUCUGCCAUGUGGGGACUGAACUCAUGGGGGUUUUCCAUUGGCUUCAGAUCUAUGAAAGCUGAACUGUGCUGAAAACUCCCCCCCCCAAAAAAAAGCCCGUAGAGCACAACCCAGCACCCCCAGAGCUGAUGUUACCCAGGACAGGGAGAAGGAGAAGCCACCUGCACAGGGUCUGCCCUCACAUUUCUUAUGUUCCUAUUCUUUCCCAUGAUGGAGAAAUGGCACUUUGCAGUUUCCUGCAGCUGCGAGGCAGGGAGUUGCAGCAAUCUGCAGGGGGUACAAGGGCAGGCAGGAGGUGAUGCUGUAGGUGUUGUAUGUGCUGGUGUGCAGGACAUGCAUCAGUUGGUGUUGCUUCCUAAGGAGCAGCAAGAGAAGUACUUGAAACAAGCAGCAAUUCUACUGAGCCUUAAGUGAGAACAGCAAGGUUUUUAUUUUCUUCGUACUUUAAUUUUUGCACUCAGGAUGAUUUAGAGGCUGUUUUGGUUGUUCCACUUCUUCUUUCCUGGAGGGAAGUGGCCUUAAAUUCCCCAUAACUGUGGCUGCAGAGCAUCACCCAGGGCUGUCCCACCCUGCAGACACCCUCAGCUUCACCUCCUCCAGACCUUCCAUUUCUCCACAGUCGGAGCUUUUUUCUCCCCUCUUUGCCUUUUUCUUUCUUUCUUUUGGUCUUUUUCUGCCUGGUUGGGUUUCAGCUGCACUGUGUGUGUGCACAUACAUAGAAAUGCCUGCCUUUAUUUGUGUUGGUGUGCCUGUACGCAGCACAGACACCUGAGCAAUAGAGACUUGAACAUGCUGUGUGCAUCCACGGGCACGUACAGCUGUAGGCAGUGCCGUAUGCACUCGUGUAUCACUGUAUGUUCUUAAUUCAAGUGUCUCAGCAAUAGGAGUGCGUGGCCCUGCUCCCUCUGCAGCUGGCUGCCUCAAGCACAGAGAUGGGAGAGAAGCUUCUCCUUUUCCACUCGUCCUUUUCAUUGCGGUGCCACUUUGAAUCCAGCACCCAAAAUCCCUCCACGAAAGAUCAGUGACAUCGUGCACAAGGCAGCAGGACCCGUGUUGGUGCAGUGUCCACGAUUGCUGCUUUCUUUGCUUUGUGUUCAGCCCCUGCAGUGUGAUGUUGCAGCCAUCGGUGAUGGAUGCCAUUAGGCAAUGAGGAGUCCCUUUCUUUCUGUCACUGCCACUCCUGUGUGCAUCUCCAGCAGCAGCUGAAGGCAUCUCACUCACUGCCCCCAUCCUGACUGGAGAUGUCGGACUGGAUUAAACUUUUAUUACCUGCUAGAGAGCAAAACCCAGUUAAUCCUUUUGCCAAACAGUAUUUACACUGUGUGGUGUGUGCUGGGCCGUGUUUACAUUGGCCGAGGUGUGAGGUUCUGCCUGGCAGCUUCAGCUGCCUCCUCCUAUGAGUCCCUCCGUCCAUCCAGGGCUGUGUGCAUCCCAUGGGCGGCUGCAUUGUGGGACUGAGCCCUUCUCAGCCCCAUUCCCCAUCCCCUGCUCCUCCAUCACUCAGCCCACGAAGCACAACAUGGUGUAAGGCCAGCUGGCACCAGCACAGAAGGGCCACGUCCUGCAGCACAGCAGAUCCUAUAGCAGCAACUGCCCCUGCAGGGGCAACGCACAGCCCCUGGAUCCUGGCAGGAGAUUCUGAGAGGGGAAUGAAUGAAGUAUUGCAAACAGUAUGACAGGUUUAGGGUGUGAAUGUACAGAGAAACAGACCUCUUAGGAACUGAAUAGCCAAGAAGUUCACCUUGCAGUCUCCAGGCAGCACCAGCCCCUUCUGCUGGUUGGGAAGAUGAUGGGAUGCAGGGCUGGGGCUGAAUGGUGCCAUGCAGAGCACACAGCCCACACUCAUUGCUGUGGAUGAGGUGUGUCUGGGUUUGGUGUGGCCUGAGGAGAUGGUGUUGCACUGUCCCCUGCAUGGUACAUUUGGCAGCAUGGGGUUCUCCCACCCCCCUGCCAUCCCUGUGCUGAGGCACUGAACCAGCUUUCUGCAAUAGCAGCAAUCAGCCUUUUUCCCAAAGAACUCCCACCAGCUUUUUUGUAACUCGAAACAACGCUGUUUUCUGGGCACCGUGGCUUUAUGUGAGUGGGAGCACAUGGUACCCUGGGUUGAUGUGCAUUGGAACCCCCCUUCUCAUGAAGCUGGGGUGCUUCAAGAGAGCUCAUCUCUACCUUCCUCACUAAUACAGCUGGUCUGUUGGCCCCAGGCUUGUCACUAAAAUGAGGGGUGCAGUGGUCCUGCUGCCUACCUGCUGUUUGCUGGGCACAAGGGUCAGCAUGGGGGGGACUUCAUAUGGAGGAGCCCCACCAUCCCCCUCACUUGAGGCUCUAGUGUGGCCCUAACACCAUGUUGGAGUCCCACCUGGUUAGAGCAGGGCCCAGCAGAUCUCUUCACCCUUCUCUGCCUUUAGGAAACCUGCAUUUCCGCAAGGAUGUUCAUAGUGCUGCCCCCCAUAAAUUAGCAAGCUGUCAUGAGAGCAGGGGCUGCCCCUCUGCUGCAGCAGCUCUAUGGGGGUGCACAGCCCUCUGGACCCUCACAAACCCUUCCCAGGAGCCUUUCCUUGUUGGGGGGACACGAAUGAUGCAUUCUAUUUUUCCCCUUUAACUCCCAGCCUAAUGCAAACCAUUGUGGGGCUCACCCAGACCAGCACUGGGCUGUGCAGCUGAGAGCGGCCGCUUUGCAUUCCCAGCGCGCUGCUUUCCUUCGCCAGUUGCUGCUGCUGCUGCUGCAAAGCUGAGGUUUAUGUACUGUAUGGGGGUAAAAAAAACACAGAACACACACAGGAAAAUAAAUCCUAAUGUUCCGAAACAAAUGACGGUAUAUUUUGUACUUUGUAAAAGUGUUAAUUAAAAAGAAAAAGAAGGAAAAGAAAAAAAUAAAAGGUGAAAACGCUGUCUGCUUUUGUACUGAUCAAACUGAUGACAAUAAAGCAGAGCUUGGCACUGUC
This is a messenger RNA of Coturnix japonica (Japanese quail), 5175 nucleotides long. It is a transcript of the gene CASTOR2, whose product is annotated as cytosolic arginine sensor for mTORC1 subunit 2. Gene Ontology annotation, biological process: negative regulation of TORC1 signaling. NCBI's taxonomy places the organism in Eukaryota, Metazoa, Chordata, Aves, Galliformes, Phasianidae. The record is from RefSeq and is a predicted model, not a curated record.